AUGGCUCCUCGCGGGAAGGCUCAGCCGAAUCGAGAAGCCCGCAAUCCCCUGGGCGCAAAAUCAAGCUCCAGGGGCGGCAUUCAGAAGCGAAGAGGUCCGACCAGAGUCGACACUGAUGGAGAUCUCGACAUGGAUGGUCCGUCCAAGCGGCCAAACAGAGGUCCUACGACUGAAACAAGUGGUGGCAGAGGCAGACCAUCGGGAAGAGGAGGUCCACAACCAUCUAGGGGGGCUGCCAAGGUUGCUCAGAUAGUAAUGAAGCAACUGGGUGGCGGUAGUUCAUCCGACUUGGCGUCUCGAGUUUCAAGGCCAUCCAGAGCCCGAGGUGGCCCAGCCGAAGGGCUUACCUGGCUCAGGGUCCGUGGCCUCAAACAAAGCAAGGCUGCAUCCAACUCAGAUGGGGGCCUCUCUGACCUGUUGAGCUUCAUGGAAAGGAAAGCAUCUUCUCUUGGGACUGGACGCAAACGACACAUUACGAUUCGAAAGUCACACAGAGCUGGGGAAUACGUUUUUGUGGGGGCAAACAAGGAGGACGCGGAGGAACUUGUCAAACUUAAUACGUUUACAUUUGCUGGCGUUCAGCUGGAGGUAGUAGAGUCUAACGCCGACUUUGAGCCGCCAAGCAAGGCAACAGAAUCACCAGAGACGGCAGAGCUACGCGCAAAACUCCAGGCGAUCCUUAGUCAACGCUAUAUUGGUGAAAACAAACUACUCAAGCUCGAUGCCCUUGCUUCUGAUCCCGAGUUGGUCACUCUUGGCAUGUUUGAAAACCGAGAAAGGGCACUCAAGACCUUCAAGGGGCUCAUGGCAAUCUGCGAUGGUCUUUUCAAAACCGCUCAGGAAAAGAAGGAUGCAAUCCACAGCAUCAGCCUCGCCAAUAACAGCAUUGACAAUGUCAUCCAGGUGGAGUCCGUGGCAGCGUCAUUCCCACAGCUGAAGAACCUAGAUAUGAGCGGCAAUCAAAUCAGCAGCAUGGACGGACUCCAACGAUGGAAAGGGAAGUUCAAGGAGCUCGAGACCAUUUACUUCGCUGGGAAUCCAAUCGAGGGGGCAGACGCCAAUUACAAGGCUGCUCUUCUCGAGUGGUUCCCCAAACUACAGAACAUUAACGGGGUUGAGCUUCGCACUGCGCAGCAAAUUGCUGAGCAGGAGGCCGCCCGUCAACCAAAACCAAUUCCACAGAGUGGACCUGACUUCCGUGAUGUCAACGGCAUUGGCGAGCAAUUCCUGCUUGAUUUUUUUACGGCCUACGACACCAACCGCGAGGGACUUACAUCCAGGCUAUACGACGCUGGCAGUCAAUUUUCACUGGCUGUGGACGCUGUAUCAGUUAGAGACCCAAAUGCACCACCACCACUACCUUGGGCUGCCUACAUCAAAUCAUCUCGCAACUUGAUGAAAAUCAACAGCCACCAUGCCAGAUCACAGCGGUUAUUCAAGGGAGGAAAUGCUAUCAACGAGUUGUGGAAGGAACUCCCUAUGACCAAGCAUCCCAACAUGAAGGAUGAGCUGAGCAAAUACAUUAUGGAUUGUCAUCCACUGCCAGGAUUGGCCGACCCCACAGGUCAAAGCCAGUUGGGUGUUGAUGGCUUAAUCCUUGCUGUUCACGGCGAGUUUGAAGAGUACGACCAGAAGUCGGGAACCACAGGCAAGCGAAGCUUCUCUCGCACUUUUGUGCUCGGACCGGGCCUAUCCGGAACUGCGCCGAUCAGAGUCGUCAGCGACAUGCUGUCUCUGCGGGCGUACAGCCCCCUUCCGAACGUAUUCGUUGCACCUUCAUCAGCCCCCGUGGAUGCAGCAAACCAGCAUCAGGCAAUGAUUGCCGAGCUGUCAAAACAAACGGGCAUGGUGCCCCAGUACUCGGAAAUGUGCCUGUCACAAGUCGAAUGGGACUUUGGCAGAGCCUUGGUCAUCUUCAAUGAGAAGAAGUCACAACUACCACCGGAAGCAUUCGCACCAGCCUCCUAGCAGACGGGCUGUUUCGUGCAAUGCUCCAAUUGCAACACCCACAUUGGGCUAUUAGAUAGGAUGGAUUGACAGGAGAGAUGGGGCAAUCCUUGUAUGGGGCUUUGUGUCGGUAUAAUAUAUGGUCGGUUAUUUAUAGAGAUCGGUAUCUGGGACGUAGGGGUUCCGUGUUCGUGUAUUACAUGCGUGGCAAAGGGGGAGGAGAGAUGACGAAACAAGGGCGGAGAAAUUGCAGAC
Molecule: messenger RNA, 2202 nt
Organism: Trichoderma virens Gv29-8
Lineage: Eukaryota; Fungi; Ascomycota; Sordariomycetes; Hypocreales; Hypocreaceae
Exons: 3
Coding region: 1-1968 (655 amino acids)
Biological process (GO): poly(A)+ mRNA export from nucleus
Cellular component (GO): nucleus
Molecular function (GO): protein binding; RNA binding
Source: RefSeq, a predicted model, not a curated record